AUGUUAGGGUUAGGAACACUCUCUGGUCUCUGUUCAACGAAGAUAAUAAAAUGGAGACAAAAACAGAAGCUUAAGAAGCAUCGUAGCGCCGGAUCCGCCGCGUUACCUGUGGAGAAGUCGAUUGGUAAACAGCUUAGAGAUACUCAGUCUGAAAUCGCCGAGUAUGGUUACGGACGGAGAUCAUGCGAUACAGAUCCAAGAUUCUCAAUUGACGCCGGAAGAUUCUCGCUUGACGCCGGUAGGGUUUCGGUGGAUGAUCCUCGUUACUCGUUUGACGAGCCACGUGCAUCUUGGGAUGGAUAUUUCAUCGGAAAAACGUCUGCUCCGCCGCGAAUGCCUUCGAUGUUAUCAGUAGUGGAAGAUUCUCCGGUUCGUAAUCACGUUCUCCGGUCAGAUACACAAAUUCCGGUGGAAGAAUCAUUACCACGAACACCACCAAGACCUGUAAUUGAUGAGAUAGUUCCUGGUGGAUCUGAACAGACACGAGAGUACUAUACCGAUUCAUCUUCACGGCGGAGGAAGAGUCUUGAUCGAUCUAGCUCCACUAGGAAGUUAUCUGCUUCUGUAGUGUCUGAAAUCGAUGAAUUAAAGCACUCUGCUUUAAAGACUAGAGUAUCUGCUUCUCAAGUUAGGGAAGGAAAAGACUCGAUUUCGCACUCGCAUUCGCAUUCGAAUUCACUUAGAGACGAUUGUUCUGUCGAGAAUUUCGAUAUCGGUGUCCGAGAAAACGCAGGAACUGUCGAAUCCAGCAAGAAAGGAAUGAAGAAAUCUAAGAGAUGGAAUACGAGAAAAGGGUUUGAUCCUAAGAUGAUGAGGAGUAAUAGUAGUGUGAGUUGGAGAAGUUCCGGGACUGGAGGAGGAGGGGUUCGACGGAAUAGUGUGGAUGGAUACGUUAGUGGGAAGAAGAAAGUUAGUAGUAAUGGGAGAAAGAUUGAGAAUGGAAUGUUGAAGUUUUACUUGACGCAGAGUAAAGGAAGGCGAAGAGGAAGCAGCGAUGCGACCGGAACGACGAACCGGCCGGUUCCGGCUUCUAAUCCGUUGGGUAGAAAUGUCAUGAACAGUUACUGA
Messenger RNA from Arabis nemorensis, 1068 nucleotides. The record is from the annotation of a GenBank genome assembly. Lineage: Eukaryota; Viridiplantae; Streptophyta; Magnoliopsida; Brassicales; Brassicaceae.